UCAUUAAACAAAUUUUAAUUGUGGUCCAUAUAGGUUAUGUGAGGUUAUGUCCAUAAAUUUUAAAAAUGUUACGGAAUUCCUAUAAAUUGGUAUCGCAAAUACGCCCAAUAUAUUUAACACCCAUCCAAAAGUUAUCAUCAACAAAUACGAGUAAAACCGAUGGGACUGAUGGUACAAAUCUUAUUAACAAUGAGAAGAAAGAUAUUAGCAAGGCAAUGAAAGCUUAUUUAGAAAGGGCUACGGAACACAACGAAUUUAUGAAGCAACAAAACUAUGAAUUUCAAAUUGGUAAACGACACUUGGCUAAUAUGAUGGGGGAAGAUCCAGAACAUUUUACACAAGAUGAUGUAGAUGAAGCAAUUCGGUACUUAUUUCCAUCUGGUUUGUAUGAAAAGAAAGCAAGACCUAUGAUGAAACCUCCCGAAGAGGUUUUUCCACAAAGGAAAGCUGCUGAAUUUGAUGAGACGGGGCGACCUUUCCAUUUCUUGUUUUAUACAGGAAGACCAAAUUUCUAUAAACUGCUAUAUGACAUAGUAGAACAUAUAAAUCAAACUUACAAGUUUGAAGAUGCAAUGAUACGAAAAAAUAAAGUUUCAGAUCCUCAACUAGCAAUCGAUACAACGGGUUACCAAUGGUUAGAUAAAUCGCAGUUGGAAACUAAACUAGUUGAAACUAUAACUGAUAGGGAAUAUGAUAAUUUUGUUACUGCUAUUGAAAGAUUAGUGAGUCUUCCUUAUUCGUACAAAUGUAUAGAUUUUGUAAGAAACUAUCAAAAAGCCUUAAUAAGUCAAACAAAAUCAAUGGAAAUACCUGAGUUGAAGUAUGAUGAACAAGGUAGAGGAUACAUUACAGUUUACGAAUGUUUAAGAAAAAAAUCUCGUGGGCAUGUUACGAUUAGAUCUCCUGGAUCUGGUGUAAUAACAGUCAAUAAUAAGGAUCUUUCAUAUUUUCACGAUCUUCAAUCAAGGGAACAGUUACUAUUUCCAUUGAUUUUCACAAACAUGUUGAAUAAAGUAGACAUAGAAGCACACGUUGAAGGUGGAGGACCAUCAGGACAAGCAGGAGCAAUAAGAUGGGGAUUAGCUAUGGGGCUUAGAAGUUUUGUGGAACCCGAAAUGAUUGAAAAGAUGAGAUUGGCUGGUCUUUUACAAAGAGAUUUUAGAACAAGAGAAAGGAAGAAGCCAGGUCAAGCUGGUGCUAGGAAAAAAUUCACAUGGAAGAAACGUUAAUUUAAUUUCUAAUUUGUUGAGAAUGGAGUUAAAAUGAAAAAUAAAACAUUUCUAAGUGGUUUUAAUCCUAAGAUCAACAUACCCUGUCGUAGUAUUGUUCUGGAAGUAUUAAAAAGUAAUAAUCGUUGAGCAGCAAU
Messenger RNA from Onthophagus taurus, 1366 nucleotides. It is a transcript of the gene mRpS9, whose product is annotated as mitochondrial ribosomal protein S9. The record is from RefSeq and is a predicted model, not a curated record. Gene Ontology annotation, molecular function: RNA binding; structural constituent of ribosome. Gene Ontology annotation, cellular component: mitochondrial small ribosomal subunit; ribosome. Lineage: Eukaryota; Metazoa; Arthropoda; Insecta; Coleoptera; Scarabaeidae. Gene Ontology annotation, biological process: translation.